This is a messenger RNA of Centropristis striata (black sea bass), 1379 nucleotides long. It is a transcript of the gene pold4, whose product is annotated as DNA polymerase delta 4, accessory subunit. Gene Ontology annotation, cellular component: delta DNA polymerase complex. Lineage: Eukaryota; Metazoa; Chordata; Actinopteri; Perciformes; Serranidae. The transcript has 5 exons. Bases 117 to 443 code for a protein of 108 amino acids. The record is from RefSeq and is a predicted model, not a curated record. Gene Ontology annotation, biological process: DNA-templated DNA replication; DNA synthesis involved in DNA repair. Gene Ontology annotation, molecular function: DNA-directed DNA polymerase activity.
GACGAAGAAGAAGCCGUCUUCAUUGUAUUUGCCAUCUGGUUGUGUUGCAGGCUGAAAUAAGAGAAAACAAACUAUCUGUUGGGGCUUUUAUCGUUUCAAUAUCGAGAUCAGGAAUCAUGACAACCAAGCAUGGACUGAUAACCGACUCAUUUAAGGUGGUGAAGAAAGCAAAGAGGAAGGUGAAACGUGAGAAGAGAGCUCCUCCUCCUCCACCACAGAAAGAGGACGAACCUAAAACGGUCCGGGACGAGGAACUGCACCGACUCAGACAGUUUGAUCUGGACUGGAGGUUUGGCCCCUGCACAGGUAUCAGCAGGUUGGAGAGAUGGGAGAGAGCAAAGCUUCAUGGUCUGAGCCCACCUGAGGAGAUCAGAGACCUGCUACAGCAAACACACACUGACCCUGAGUACAACCAGAGUCUAUGGAGCGAAUAUCCUUUGUGAGGAAGAAAUUGAGAUAAAGAGAUACAAAUUCAGGUUACAACAGUCAAGUUAUUUUAUAUCACCCCAAAUCAAAAUUAUUUCUCAGAUGGAUUUUCCUUUUGUCCUUAAGCCCUGAAAAUUCCAGAAAAGAAAAAAAAAAACUUUAUUGGAAAUAUAUUAAAAAGAGAAACCUGAAGAAGAACAAUGGUGGAGGGCUCCCUCUUUCAGGAUGGACCAGAAGGACACAACAUCCAGUUGUCUGUUUUUUAUUUUAUGAAGUGGCACGCAACAUUUUCUUCAUUAAGAUUUUAAAUAAAAAAAAAAAAAAAGAAUAAUACAAAAAUACUGUCUUCUUCUGUCUUGUGGUGUAUUAUGGUGGGGGUGGGGUGGCAUAACAAUGGAGCCUAAAGAACACGGUUCACCCACAAUGGUAGUUGACUAUAGCCGUGUUUCGACUAGGGGUGGAAAGUGUCCACCGGGAAAGUCUCAGGUCAUACCCUCUCAAAGGUCCGCUCAUUCUGCGUGUUUCGACUACAAGCCCCCAGACGGAUUUCGAGACUCUGGAGGUGACGUAUGGUUUUCACUGUUGCUAACUGUGCACAAAGUCAGCAGCUGAAAGCAGCAUGGCUAAUUAUGCACAGAGUCUCCCUGAUCAUAAACAUAGUGAUUGUGAAUUAACGGCUUUGCUAACUGUGCACAGAGUGUCUGGUGCUUGUUGUAAACAAACAGAUUGCUAAGUGAACACCUCCUGUAGCAGCAGCACAUUCACACUGUACUGCUACAGAGCUAACUGUAGCUAACUGCCACUAACGGCGGCUCUUUUUAACAAGCCGACUCCUUCUUACUCUUCUUAAAGAGCUGCUAACGAGCCGGCUCAUUAGCAAGAAGAAUAAGGAGACGCUGGAUUUGUCUCCAGACGCUUUCUUGAAAAAUAGUCGCUAAGGGGAUCUGAAAAGU